AUGGACGGAGGUCUGAAGAAGGAAUUGAAGAAGCUCGAGCACGUCUAUGACUACGAACGAACCGUGAGCCUUGGUCGUUAUGUACGUCGGUCCGGAGAUGGUCCAUCAGAUUCGAAAACGCAAAAAGAUACCGUUCAUUUUGCGGACAUCUAUGCAAAACCGAAGCCCCCCUCCACCGGCUUCUGGGCAUCACGACUCUUGGAUCGAAUCCGGAGCAGUUCUGGUGCGGUGAGUAUGGUGAUGGGAGAUUGGAUAUUUCUCGCGGUUCUGGGAAUUGCUGUCGCAUUUUUAUCUUCUUCGAUCGAUACGAUCGUGUUUCAUUUCCAGACAGUGCAAGAAUGGAUUGUUCAUAUCGCGUCGGAGGAAGAAUGUCUGGGUUUUUUGACGAUGUAUGCAUCAUGGGUCUUGUUUUUUAUGCUGAUGAUCAUUGCAUCAGCGACUUUUAUCCAUUUUGUUGCUCCGCAAGCUAUAGGUUCCGGAAUGCCUGAAAUGAAAACGAUCAUCCGGGGCGUCAUUUUGAAAGACUACCUCACGUUUCGAACGCUCGUUUCGAAAGUAGUCGGCUUGAUAUUCUCGUUAGGAAGUGGGGCCCCGAUUGGAAAAAUGGGCCCAUUUGUACAUAUCGCAUCGGUUAUUGCGAGUCAAUUGUGCUCAUUUGCCGCCCGUUUUGAUCGGGCAUUCGGAUCAGAAACUCGACGAAUGGAAACGUUGACAGCGGCUUGUGCUGUCGGGGUUGCAUGUACAUUUAGUGCACCCGUUGGCGGUGUACUCUUUUCAAUCGAAGUUACUACCAUGUACUUUUCGGUCAGGAAUUAUUGGAGAGGCUUUUUCGCCUCUUGUUGUGGAGCGAUAACUAUUCGAUUGCUCAAGGGUGUAUUUGCUGAGACGGAAGUAACAACGAGUGCAUUCUUUCAAACACACUUUCCAAAGGAUCCGUAUGUGGCCGAUGAGCUGCCAUUAUUUGCCUUGCUCGGAAUAAUUUGCGGUAUAUUCGGCACAGCGUAUAUAUUACUUUAUAAACAUUUGACUAUGUUUAGGUGGCUCGUUUAUCCGUUGCUGGUCUCCUUUAUCCUCGGGUUGGUGACAUUUCCCUACGGUCUUGGGCAAUUUUUUACGGGAAGGCUGCGUUUCGCCCGUAACCUGAAGGACUUCUAUCUGAACUGCACAUUCAGUGCGGCAACGGAUAGCCCGACGACUUGUUCACAAGACUAUCGGUCUCCUUUUAUAGACCCGGAGCUGCCACAUUUAUGGAUGUUAUUCCUUUAUGUUACCGCAACGUUCUUCCUAUCCAUCGUCUCGGUGACGCUGCCAAUUCCGGGCGGGAUAUUUAUGCCGAGUUUUGUGAUUGGAGGUGGAAUAGGUCGAAUGCUCGGCGAAUUCACUUCACAAAUGGCCCCUAAUGGAAUUGUAUCGAAUCAUUUCAUUAUGCCUGGCGUUUAUGCAGUUGCAGGCGCUGCCAGUUUUGCUGGGGCUGUCACCCAUUCAGUUUCCGUAUCCGUGAUUGUUUUCGAGUCGACUGGCCAGCUCCAUUGCAUAUUGCCCGUCAUGAUCUCGGUCAUCAUUUCAAAUGCAAUUAGUACCUAUUUAACUCCUUCGUUUUUUGAUACUAUCAUUAAAAUCAAGCAUCUACCAUUUUUACCCGAUAUCUUGCCAUCGAAUAACAGGGUUCAUACCAUUGUUGCUGAAAGUAUUAUGGCAUCACCUGUGCGCUUCUUGUGUCGGACAACAACUUAUGAAGCUGUCAGGCAGAUGUUAACCGAUGACCCGCCCCUUCGUAUAUUUCCGGUGGUUGAUGGAGACACUACCCAAAUGUUAAUUGGGACCGUCACGAGAAGAACAUUAUUAGAAUUAUUGCAAGAGCAGGUUGGGGAUGAAGCUAGAAAGAUGGAAGCCGAAAAGCGAGUACGAAGGGCAAUUGAAACGAUUGAUAAGCACUUUAAGAAGACUCAAGAGAAUCGACAUUUUCUGGAGAAGGAUCCCCGAAACGACGGAAUUCGUUCCAAGGCCGGAGGAAUGCUUGCUGUAGUGUUGAAGCGGAAAUGCGACAGGAUCCAGGGGCUAUGGGUAGCUCAAAUCAAUUUUCUGGCUUCAACGGAUUUAGAAAAUCCUAAUACUGAUUACUCGGAUGAUCGCCAUCAAUUUUCCCUCAAUUCCUUCCAUGUGGAUUAUCAAAAAAUCAUGAAAGGGUAUCUUCAACAAGCCAAGCGUUAUAUCAGCAAUUUGAAAGGGCAUGCCAAGAAGGAAGGCUCACACUUUACAUUAUAUGAUUUGACUGGGAUAGAAAAAGAACAAUGGGAGGCUAGUCGGCUGCAGGAGAGAUUUACCUUUCCCGAAGAUUUAAUAGACCCUGCACCCUUUCAACUUGUCAAGAGGACUUCAUUACAUAAGAUCCAUUCAAUUUUCUCUAUGAUGCAGCUAACAAAGGCCUACGUAACUGAUUGUGGCCGUGUUGUUGGUGUCGUGGCACUUUGUGAUGUGCGCCACGCCCUGGAAAACAGCCAAACGCUUCAGAAUGAUUUACCGCAGGAUCAGCGGCCGCCCAUCAAGAAGGAUUCGGGGUAUAAGGAGGCGCUGCGCGAUGUUUUGACGCCGGCCAUUGAAGUGAUUAUACCGAGUGUCAAUGGGAAAGAUGGGUGCUAUGUGCAGCUGGGAUCGGAUCCGGAACACGGAAUUUCACGGCCGAUCACUUUGAAGUUGCAGCCGGAAGUUGAAGCAAGAGUUUCAGAUAGGAAGCAUGGCACAAAGAGAGAUUCUUUGGUCGGAACCCAAGCUGAAGAAGUCGUAGACGCCAUGGCCUACCUACGUCGAAAAUCUACAGUACACCGCGAAACCAGAACGCCAAAUCCAAAACCCGCAACCGAA
This is a messenger RNA of Mesorhabditis spiculigera, 2862 nucleotides long. NCBI's taxonomy places the organism in Eukaryota, Metazoa, Nematoda, Chromadorea, Rhabditida, Rhabditidae. The record is from the annotation of a GenBank genome assembly.